This is a messenger RNA of Camelus dromedarius (Arabian camel), 2714 nucleotides long. Its product is annotated as zinc finger protein 649. NCBI's taxonomy places the organism in Eukaryota, Metazoa, Chordata, Mammalia, Artiodactyla, Camelidae. The record is from RefSeq and is a predicted model, not a curated record. Gene Ontology annotation, biological process: regulation of transcription by RNA polymerase II. The transcript is spliced from 7 exons. Gene Ontology annotation, molecular function: DNA-binding transcription factor activity; RNA polymerase II cis-regulatory region sequence-specific DNA binding. Bases 231 to 2714 code for a protein of 827 amino acids.
GGGGCGGGGCGCAGGGAGCCUGAAAUGAAAGAAGGCGCGAGGUCCUGGAUUCCCAGGAGCAGGAGAGAUCAAGUAAAGGACAAGGAGGACGUUCCUGGAGUUGCACAUGGUCAUUUCGUGGGACAUCCUUCACCUGAGACUGAGAUUUCUGAACAGAGAUUUAGGGCAGAUCCAGAAGAAACUAUAAACAGAACAUCCCAGUUACUGGGCAUUUUCCAAAUUGGAAGAAAAUGACGAAGGCCCAGGGAUCACUGACCCUGAAGGAUGUGGCCGUGGACUUCACAAGGGAGGAGUGGCAGCUCCUGACCCCUGCCCAGAAGGCCUUGUACCGGGAGGUGACGCUGCAGAACUACAGCCACCUGGUGUCCGUGGAAAUUGAGAAAGUGGCUGGUCUUGUGCAGCUGCACUGGCAAAACCAAAAUAUGCCGCAGAGGAUGGAACAGUGUUAUGGACAGGAUGCAUUUGGGAAUAUUAUUCAUUGGAGCAAAAAUUGUUUUCCUUUAAAGCCAAAUCAUGAUGUAUUUGAUUUACAUGGAAAACCUUUGAAACCAUAUUUAGAUGCAAUCAGCCAGAGCAGUCGCUUUGACCCAGAAGAGCCUGCUGAGCUUGCUGCAGAGGGAAGAGCCUUGCUUCAUGCUAGUCGUGAGCAAACUCAUCCUGAACUUGAACAUCAGCAAAUACACAAAACAGAGAACACCUAUGAAUGUGCUGAAUGUGGAAAAGCCUUCCUCAAGAAGUGUCGGCUCAACGAACAUAAGAGAAUUCAUACAGGAAAGAAACCCCACGGAUGCAGUGUGUGUGGGAAAGCUUUCUCCAAGAAGUUCAAGCUCACUGAACAUGAGCGAUCUCACAAAGGAGAGAAACCCCAUGAGUGUGGUGAGUGUGGAAAAGCCUUCCUCAGGAAAUUUCAGCUUACGGAACACCAGAAGACUCAUACGGGAAAUAAACCCCAUGUGUGCGGUGUAUGUGGGAAGGCAUUCUACAGAAAGUCCAAGCUAAUUGAGCACCAGAGAACUCACACAGGAGAGAAGCCUUAUGAAUGUACUAAUUGUGGCAAAGCCUUCUGCAGGAAGCGAGAACUCAUUGUACAUCAGAGAAACGAAAGAGGAGAGAAACCCCACGGGUGCAGUGAGUGUGGAAAGGCUUUUUCCACAAAAACGCAGCUCAUUCUGCAUCAGAAAACUCACACAGGAGAGAAACCUUACACAUGCAGUGAAUGUGGAAAAGGUUUCAUUCAGAAGGGCAAUCUUAAUAUCCACCAGCGAACUCACACUGGAGAGAAGCCCUAUGGAUGCACUGAGUGUGGAAAGGCCUUCAGCCAGAAGGCCUGCCUCAUCGCACAUCAGCGAUUUCAUACAGGAAGGACUCCCUUUGUCUGUACCGACUGCGGAAAAUCCUGUUCGCAGAAAUCAGGACUCAUUAAACAUCAGAGAAUUCACACAGGAGAGAAGCCCUAUGGGUGCAGUGACUGUGGGAAAGCCUUCACGACAAGGACAACGCUGAUUGUCCAUCACAGAACUCACACAGGAGAGAGACCCUAUGGAUGCACCGAGUGUGGGAAGGCUUUCUCUAACAUAUCCUACCUGGUUAAGCAUAAGAGGACACACACAAGAGAGCAACAUAGUGUGUGUGCAGGAGAGAAACCUUAUGAAUGCAGUGAAUGUGGUUAUGCCUUCAGUGAGCAGCUUGGUCUCAGUGACCAUCAAAAAACUUAUCCAGGAAAGAAACCACAUCAGUGCAGUGAGUGCGGGAAAGCUUUCUCCAGGAAGGCACAGCUCGUUAGACAUCAGAGAACUGAAAGAGGAGAGAAACCCCACAGAUGCAGCGAAUGUGGGAAAACGUUCAUGAGGAAGAUUCAGCUCACCGAGCAUCAGAGAACUCAUACGGGAGAGAAACCCCACGAAUGUACUGAAUGUGGAAAAGCCUUUUCCAGGAAGUCACAGCUCAUGGUACAUCAGAGAACUCACACGGGAGAGAAACCCUAUGAGUGCGGCGAAUGUGGGAAAGCCUUCAGCCGGAAGUGCCGGCUCAGUAGACAUCAGCAAUCUCACACUGGAGAGAAGCUCUACGGAUGCAGUGUGUGUGGGAAAGCCUUUUCCCAGAAGGCCUACCUCAUUGCACAUCAGAGACUUCACACAGGAGAGAAGCCUUAUGAAUGCAGUGAAUGUGGGAGAACCUUCUUUUUUAAGUCAGACCUGACCAAGCAUCAGAGAAUUCAUACGGGAGAGAAACCUUACGAAUGCAGUGACUGUGAAAAAGCCUUCCGAAGCAAGUCCAAGCUCAUUCAGCAUCAGCGAACUCACACUGGAGAGAGACCGUAUGCCUGUGGUGAAUGUGGCAAAGCCUUUGCCCACAUGUCCGUCCUCAUCAAACAUAAGAAAACUCAUAUGAGAGAGAAAGCUCUCAAUUCAUUGAAGGUGGAGAAACCUUCCUCGGGGAGUCAUAGCUCUUUAUACAUGAGUGACCUGGUCCAGGAGCAAAAGGCUAUGAACACAGUGCCUGCAGAAAUGUCUUCUUUGGAAACUCAUCCCUCGUUAAACAUCGGCGAGCUCCUCGGGGCCAGAAACGUAGUGAUUGUGCAGCAGCCUUUUCCACGAAGUCAAGCCUCAGUAGCUAAUCGGGAAUUUACAGAGGGAGCGAACCUUGCAGGUGCAAUGAAUGUGACAACCCCUUCAGUAAUAAAUUAUGUCUUAUGUGUCACAGAUAUCGCAUAG